Molecule: messenger RNA, 1017 nt
Organism: Mytilus trossulus (common blue mussel)
Lineage: Eukaryota; Metazoa; Mollusca; Bivalvia; Mytilida; Mytilidae
Product: leucine-rich repeat-containing protein 1-like
Exons: 3
Coding region: 35-1003 (322 amino acids)
Biological process (GO): signal transduction
Molecular function (GO): protein binding
Source: RefSeq, a predicted model, not a curated record
CUUCCUGUUAGCUUUAGAAACGGAAAAAAAGUAUAUGAACAGUAAUGAAUGUGUCGAUGAUCUAAGUUGUAACUUUCUAAGUGAUCUAUUGGUUUUCUUAAUCAAUUUUCCUAAAAAAACAAUGGCCAUGGAUGUGAUGGCAGUGGAGAAUAUCAUUCAAAAAGCUAUUGGAAGCAAAUCAGAAGUUGUGAAUUUAAGUCACCGCAAUAUAAAAGUUCUGUCAAACAAUGUUAGUCAACUAACACAUGUCAUUAGACUUUUACUGAAUGAUAAUGAGAUUUUAAUGCCUCCAACUGAAAUAACACAGCUCUUACAAUUACAGGAGCUGGUAUUGAAUAACAACAAAUUGACAAUGUUGCCACAUGGUGUUGGCAAGCUUCAGAAUUUGACUUAUUUGAAUUUAUGUGGAAAUCCACUAGGAUUUCUACCUGAUGAGUUCUGUGAUCUUAUAAACUUGCAUCAGCUAUGGUUAGUUAACUGUCAGCUGAAAUCAUUACCUAAUGACAUUGGAAACCUGAAAUCACUUGAGAAGUUUAGUGUUCGUGAAAAUGCACUUAGAUCACUACCAAAAUCUUUUUAUAAUUUAAUAUCAUUACAUUGGCUUUGCUUGGCAGAAAAUAUGUUUGAAGAAUUAUCAUCAGAAUUUAAAGACUUUAAACAGCUAACAUAUUUGAAUUUAAACUACAAUUGUCUCGCAGAAGUGCCCAGUUGUGUUCUUGAGAUGUCAGAAUUAGUUACAUUACUUUUAAAAAAUAAUGUUAUCAAAACUGUUAGUGAUGAUACUAUUCUUGGACUUGCAAAGUUAACAAAGUUUGAUUUAAGAGAUAAUAUGAUUGAUAUAAAACCGGAUCAUUGGAAGGGUUUAGAUUACAUUUUAAUGGGUAAAAGUGGAUUAGAUGAAGAUGUUAGUGUGGAUGAUGAUGUGGAGGAAGAUGAUGAUGAAGAUGAAGAAGAAGAAGAUGAUGACAGUGAAAAUAAUGAAACUGAUGAAACAAAAAAAUAAAAAUGUUCCCUUUU